UGGUGCUGCUGCAGCUGCCACAGCUGCUGCGGCUGGGGCUGCGGGAGGCUGGGCGUGGCGGCGCUGCUCUCUCUCUCUCUCUCUCUCUCUCUCUCUCUCUCUCUCUCUCUCUCUCUCUCUCUCUCGUGGUGAAGAAGAGCCACAGGACUGAUUGCUAUAAAGUGAAGCACACGCACACACACCUCUGCCUCCUGCAGGGGGAACCAUUUGACAUAGGCUUUUGCACGCAUACGGUGAAAAUUCGCGCCGUGCGGAGCUACACAGAGUGCUGCUGCAGGGGGCCCCCACACGGCCAUCACGGUGGAGAUUGCCCAGUGCGCUUUUUAGCAGAUGAUACGUAGUCAUCAAGUCAUCAUCGGCUUGUACUCCCGUAAAGUUCGCCAGUUACUGCGUUAAAGUUUGCCGGUUAGAGCAGCAGCUUGCGCCCCGUCGCGUCCAGAGUUGAAAGUAAAAGCUCAACGCCAAUCGUCAAAAGUCAUCUGCUUUCACGUUAGCGUUAGCCUGAACGGUUUUUCAGUACGUGUCCCUGGUGUGGGUCCUCGCGAAGACAGCUAGGGGCGAGCGGCUGAUCCGCAGUCUGUGCCCACGCGGCCCCUUGGCGGGGCACGAUGGGGUGACACUCUCCCUGUCGCACACCUUUUGUCCUUUUGUAACGUUUGAGAGGCGAAAAGCAAAACUCACCUUUAUAUAGUAGUCAUAUACGGGCGUGACCUCAUCACCAGCGUGACGCUAUACAGUACAAGCGUGUCGCGGAGCGGCGGCGCGGCCGAUGCGGAAGGCCAAGUCGCGGCCGGCGCCGCCGCCGUGCAGCGCGCGCGGACAAGGCCGUGGGAAACGCGUAAAACUAAAAAAAGUAUAGUGAUAGAGUAACGCUUAAUGCAUAACGUUAGAUACUCGUGUGUUGUUUAAGGGGUUCCGCUUUAAUGAUGACCUUUUGCGUCGACUCUACCUUAUAAUCGAUUUUAUUUUUGUUAAUAAUAAAUGCAAAGGACGCCGUUAGCGGCGUAGUAAUACAGGCUGCUUCUCUAUUGAGUCUUAUUUUCAUGAUCAUAUAUUUUUAUUUUUAAAGGAAAAGGGCGUAGCUGUUUGAAAUAACAACCUCGGCCGCGCGCUUUGCGGCCGAUCCGUGCGUGCGGUGACGUUGGGUCAAUCUGCGGGUGUGCGAGUCACGCAUAGAACUGCGAACGCGUCACCAAAAGAGCGGUCCAACGACAUGGAACGUUGUAGUAUAACGAUGAGACACAUCCGCAUGCAGAGCAGCAUGGUGCCUUAUUGUGAUGACGAUCAGAGGGCCGCACCGCGUUCUGCGUGUGUCUGACUCCGCCGGGGAGGGGGAGGAAUACGCCGCUUUUCGGUUCGGUCGAGUCGCGUCCGCACGCCCCACGCCGCUCUCUCACUCACUCACUCACUCACUCACUCACUCACUCACUCACUCACUCACUCACUCACUCACUCACUCCGGCCGCCGCGCCGGUGACUCACUGUUGCAUGCGGUGCGCGCCCCACCUCUUGUCGCGUCACUCUGCGCCACGGAAAGAGAAUACGCUGUGUGUGUGAGCGAGUGAGAGAGAGAGAGAGAGAGAGAGAGAGAGAGAGAGAGAGAGAGAGAGAGAGAGAGAGAGACCUGGCCUUGCGGUCAAGAGUCGUUCUACCCACCGUGUGCGUCCGACACGAGCAAAUCGAAAUCCCACGGAUAUAUAGAGACAUAUUUAAACGAGGUGGGAGGGGGGUACGUUUUCUCCUCGUGGUAGAGACAGUCUUCGGGACUGGACAGGGCGGCGUCCACAGCCGUUUAACAGACAGUCGACCUUGUCCACGCAGGUUGAGCGGAACAGUGAGACUUCGCGAAGCCUGUUACGCGAGACGCGGCUCGUUAUCGUUAUCUUUGGGAGUGUGCGACGCGCGGCGCGGUGGGCAUGCUCAAGUUGUUGCCUCUACACCGCACUGGGUGAUCACUAUGUGGUCACGCUUGCACUCUCCGCGCGCUCUUGUGUCAGGCGCAGAAGUAGUGCGGGCUGCGCCCCGUCUCCGGGACGGUGGCGGCGGGUUGUAGGCGCAGCGCGGUGGUGGUGCUCCUGUAUUUCCGCGGGCUGCUGCUUGUAUUCGUCCCCGAGGAGAGUGGAAUGUCUCUCAGAGGGACCGCCGUGCUGUCGCAGCCGUGCGAUCUAAUUGUUUCGGUUUCCGAGAGGCUUCCGUCUGUUUUAAUCUGCUGUCUCUACACAAAUAAUAACCGCUGCCACAUGCCAGGCUUUUCUUCUCCCAGUCGACACAAAAAUUACUCCCGCGCGGAGGGUUAUACGUUUUGGGCCGCGGCGGCGCGACACCGGUCCCGGGGCAGACAAGGGACACUCUUUUGCUCCCCAUCUCGUAUUUGCGUCGUCGCUAGGGGUCGAUUUCGGGGAAGAGCCGGGCAAGCCGGGGGUAUAGUUGAGAAAGAACGCAGCGCAGAGAAACGAAAAUCGUAUAAACCAGAGAGGCAACAGAAAACAACCACCCUCCGAAGCCCCCCCCUUUUUUGGAAUCCCUUUAGAUGUCUCUGUUCGAAAUUCCUUGGAACUUCCUUUCGAGAGCAUAAAAAAGGACUUAGGGAUUUCAUAUUCCCUCGACGUUCUCACCUUGGCCGCCCGGUGACGGGCAGACCAGGACCCGGUAUUCCGCUGGCUGCCGACACCUCGCCGGCAAUCGACCAUCCUGACCCUCGGCCUUUAGAUCUCGCCCGCAAUCGACCUAGAGUUUGCAAUCGGUCGGGCACGGCAAGCAGGUGAGCUUACCCGACUGUCUUCUGUCUCUCUCACUCCCAUCUAACGCGACAUUAGAGGGAGAAAGACAGAAGACAGUAGGGUAAGAAGCUCCCCUGACCGCGCCCUCCGAUUGCAAACUCUACCUAAAGCCCAGCGCACACCUCCUACACGGACGCUUCCGAGUAGCAAUCAGACAGCGUGCGAAAGCGCAUAGUGGCCCGACGCAAAAAGUUGGCUUUUGUUGUGAAAAAAUUUGUUUAAGAAAUGUUUUGGAAGCCUCCUUUACCAUGUUCUGUGAAUAGUGCAAACGGAUGCAAAAUGAAAAAUCGCCGAGCAAAGCGUUCUACGGAUGGAUUUCACUUAAAAGGGAUUAUGCAGGAUUACGAUUGAAAUCCAAAAAUUGAGGGACAAUAACUUUGGAACAUGCGAGGGACAAAGUACGAACUUCAUUUUCUGUUAGGGGCCCCAUCAUCAGCCAAAACUAAAAGUAGUGUGUGUUGGGUUUCUGUUUUAUUUGGGAUCGCCUCAUCUCUGGUCCGCCAAAUAAUGUUUGACUUCCCCGCACACACGCGCGCAAAUAUUAUUAUUCGCGGACCCGAGUCUGUUUGUCGCUGCUGCUCGUAUUCGCCGCCUGCCUUUAUGAUCAUUGCGACGGUAUUCGAUCUAUCGCGAAACUCGAUAGAUCGCGACCAUCGCGCAGCUGCUGCUGCUGUGGUAACUGAACGCCGCCGCGCGUGGCGAGUGGCGUUCUGUGAUUUGAAUGCGCCGUUUAAUCUUUUUGAUUGUUUGUUCUGUUUUGGCGAGGCAAUCAAUGGUCGAAAGUUGUGGAAGGGGAGGUGAGACGAUUGGCCCUUGCUCUCCGUGGCCAUGUGACAGCGAGGAGCAGCGAUAUUUCUCGACGUAUUUCGCAUCACUAAAAUGUGCGUUUUGUGGAAAACCGACGCGCUCUUUCGGUUCGGUUAACACGUCGUCGGUGUCGAUGCGUACAUCUUUGCCGCUCGAAUAGGGGGAGGUUGUCGUUUGACGGUGAUGACGAGGUAGAGGGGCGAGAGAGGUUGGAACGUGGGGGAGGGGGUCUGCAGCAGCGUUCAGGCCGCCGUUCGGGCGCGUGAUUGUGUUUGUCUCGGGAGUAACGAGGUUAUAGCUAAAAGCCGGCUGCCUGCCUCGGCGCGUGUAAUCUACAGAGAGGCGAUGCCGGCGCCCAGCAGCCCCCCGCCGGCCGCCCUGGCCUCCAAGGCGGCGCCCGCGGCCCUGGAGCAGCUGACGCCUCUGGCGGGUACGCCCGUCAGCCUGUGCGCCAUCACGCCGCCCGUCGAGUUCCGGGACGCGCCGGCCGCGCCGCCUGCCGACAACGGGGACCUGCCCUACCUCGCCCCGGAGGUGCCCGACGACGGCGGGCUGCCGUCCCCGGGGCACGUCCGGCGCUCGAUCGCCGCCUUCAACGCGGGCGUGAGCGCCGUGGAGGGCCUGCUGCGCCCCAAGAAGGCCCCCGUCGUGGUGCUGGUGGACGACAUGUCGCCGCUCACCCCGGGCGCCCGCCAGACGUGGCCCGUCGACGACCGCGGCUUCGACGUGGACGACUUUGGCUACCUCCGCUUCGACCUGCGGCGCGCCGUGCCGCCCGGCGCGCACUCCUCCCUGUCGCCGUCGCCGUCCUCGCCGCUGCACGUGCCGCCGGGCGUGAGCCGGCCGCUGCGCCCCGUGCCCGUCGUGUCCAUCACGCCCAGCGAGGACGUGGACCUCAGCGGGUCGCUGGACGCGGGGCCUCCCACGCCCCCGGACCGGCCCGUCAGCCGCAUGUCGUACCUGGCGCCGUGCUCGGACGACAUCAGCUACGUGCUUCCGUCGCCGCGCCGCCGUCGCCGGCCCUCGAGCGCGCCGCCCGACGCGCCGCGGACCCCAGUCGAGGACGUGGCCGUCGACGAGGUCGACAUGGCCCGCACCGUGCGCCUCGCCAUGCGCCGCCCCUCCGACCUGGGCAUCAUACCCAUCUCGCCGCCCGGUACCGUGGGCUCGAGUCCCGGGGACGGUGACGUGGACGACGACGGCGACCUGGCGGGCGACGAGGACGAGGUGGACCGCCGGUUCAACCAGCUCCGCAACGAGCUGUUCGAAGUGAUGCAGCGCUCCAUCGACAGCGUCAAGACCCCGCACGGCUCUCUCGGCACGCCCACGCCACAGCCCACGCCUCAGGGGGAGCCGCCCGCCGCCGUGGUCGAGCAGCCCGUCGUGCGCCAGACGCUGGCCGUCCCCGCGGCCACGCCCGGCGGCGUGUCGGACUGGACGCCGUCACCGCUCACGCCCCAGGUGCCCGCCAAGGGCUUCGGCCUCAAGAGCCUGCUGCUCCAGUGCGCGUGCACCGGGCCGCUGGCCGUCCGCCGCAAGAGCGCGGCGCAGAAGCCGGCCGCCACGUGGUACGUCAAGCCCACAUGGAGACUGUGGGGCGAGGAACGCGCUGACGGUGCCAUCUACACCGUGUACCUGAAGAAGGUGCGAUACCACAGGCCCACCAGGACUAUAGCAUCGGUAAGUGAACGGAGAGAAAAGUUCGCGACUGGCAGUGGCACCCAAAAGUUUCGGUGUGAGUCCCGAACAAAAAGUCUUAUGCAAACGUUUCGGUGCUGCUCCCAAAUAGUACCGACGAUGAUGUUUGGCGAAACUGCCCAAACCGAUGUGUCAAGGCUGAAUUUCAUCUAAUUUGUACUUAGUUACUCGAUCAGAAAAUACUUCGUCAUAUCUUGUCGUCUUAGAAAAUGUAACUUUUCUCUCCCCAUCCACACAUUCAAUUAAUCUGUCUUAUCCUUUCAGUAGGCGACAGACAUAUUUUGUAUUCUAGAGUGGUAGUGAUUAUGGACACGAUCUAAAAUAUCAAUAAAAUUGGCGAGGUGUCUGCGCAGUUUGGUUUAUUUGGUCCAUGUGUUAAAUAGCCAUCCAGUAAAAGAAUUAAGUGUGAUUCAAAGGGCUGCGGACAGCAUUUUUAUAUUUUAGAAACUUUUAUUUAUGAAAGUAAUUUUUAUUAGUAUUUUUUACACAAUUCUUAAAGAAGUAAUAUAUUACCGAAUCACCAGCAAAAUAGAGCAAUCGUUUUACAAAUCUACGAAUAAUUACUAUCUUCAAAUGAAACUUAGAGAAUGUGAGAAAGCCCUUCGAGAAAUCUGUAAACCAACUUUGAAGGCAAUCAUCGAACAUUAUCAAAUUGUGCUAGGGACACAUGUGUUAUUUUUAAUCGUCGGUUUUGGUCCUCUGAUGCAAAGGAUUGCCACAUUUUACGUUUAACGCAAAGAUUCACCAAGUUUUACUUAUUUUUGCAAAAUAAGAAGCACAUUCGUGAGAGUGUGAGGCGCAAUGGAAAUCCCGUCCCGUAGCGACAAAAAACAGACUUUACUUAGAAUUGGCGUUGUUUCCGGCGCUCCGGAAAGAAUAAAGCUGAAAAAAGGAACUAAAUAAAAACAACAGCAAGGGAAACAGCCAAACACACGGCCCAGCCUGAGCGGGGCCAUGAUUGGCCUGAUGGAGAGGAGAUGGUUCUUUCCAUAUCCGAAAUUUAUGAACUAAUUGUGCCAUCGUGCCAAAGUCGCCAACAUGGCUGCAAUCGGCGACAGCUCACGGCG
This is a messenger RNA of Frankliniella occidentalis (western flower thrips), 6352 nucleotides long. Its product is annotated as SH3 and multiple ankyrin repeat domains protein 1-like. The transcript is spliced from 2 exons. Lineage: Eukaryota; Metazoa; Arthropoda; Insecta; Thysanoptera; Thripidae. The coding region runs from base 3933 to 5438 and encodes 501 amino acids. The record is from RefSeq and is a predicted model, not a curated record.